Molecule: messenger RNA, 930 nt
Organism: Coffea arabica (coffee)
Lineage: Eukaryota; Viridiplantae; Streptophyta; Magnoliopsida; Gentianales; Rubiaceae
Product: GRAS family protein RAM1-like
Source: RefSeq, a predicted model, not a curated record
AUGGCCAGGGCAAGAUUGUCUUGGUUGACCUCUCAAUACUCUGAUGUUGUCUCUAUGGUAGUCAGUGACUGUGUUUGUGCUGAUUCUGGUCUGCCACCUAAAAAGCAGGAAGAUUUUGAACUUGAGUUAGACUUCAAGCCGCAGCUCUUAUCCCGUCUAGCAUUCCCGGCUGAUGCAAUUAUCAAAAUGGCUAGAGCAAAAUUGCUCCAGUUCACCUCUAUCAGUUCUGGUGGAGCUUCUGUUUUGAUUAGUGAUGAUGUCUACGCUGAUCUUGGCUUGUCGUAUGAUCAGCACAAAGAUUUUGAACCUGCACUACUACUUCAGGCUGCUGCAGUUAACUUCUCAAAUGAGAAGUUUGACUCUGCAUGUAAUUCGCUUGGGAUCUGUGUACAGUCUGCCUUCCUCACUGGUAAUCCACUUCAAAGAGUCGCCUACUUUUUCGCUACAGCCCUCCAAGAAAGGAUUACACGGGAGGUGGGCACAAUGGUUCAUUCAGAGGCACUUGCAGGAAAUCAAAGGAAGCAAACAGUUGAUGAGGCUUUUACGAGUCUACAACCAGCUGUGAUAGAAUGUCAGUAUGAACUUCCUUUCUGUCAAAUAUCCCAAUUCGCUGCAAUCCAAGCCAUAAUGGACAAUGUGGCUUCUGCCAAAAGAGUUCAUUUGGUUGAUCCGGGGAUCAAAACCGGGUCAUAUUGGCCUGUCAUGAUGCAAGCUCUUGCUGAUAGGUAUGAUUGUCCACUUGAGCUUCUCAAAAUAACUGCUGUUGGACCAUCAAAACAGAUUAUUGAAGAGGUAGUUGUCUCAGAGAUCAGGUAUCUUGAGGCAGAUUUCUUUGAGUUAGAAGCUGAUGAAGUAUUGGCAGUUCACUCAAGGUUGAGCAAAGGAAUCUCGAAAAGACACAUUGUGCGUUUUGGGAUUUUGAUUGCUUGA